AUGACGAAACCCACCGCUGGCUUCCAGACGCCGCGCCCUUCCUCCCUUCGCUCCUCCUCCACCGCCGGCGCCCGCUCCUCCGCAGCGAAGCUCGCGGUCGCCAGCGCCGUCCCCCGGGACCUCGCCUCCAACACCAGGGUGGUCCGCAAGUGCCUGGACUACGAUGGCGACUCCACCCUCCCUGCUUCCGCAGCCCCCACGCCGCCGCUGGAUGACGUGCUGGAGAACGACCUCGCACAUCUGCUGGACCUGCCAGACCCUGAAGUCUCCGGCGACUCCUCCUCCUCCUCCGUCAUCUUCGCUGCUCCGGAUGACGCGGUGAUAGCUUCCGCCGACUCCUCUGUCACCGAGGUCGCCGCGCCCACCGACUCCACCGCCGACAGCGACGCACCGCUCCUGGAGCAAAUCAAGUCCGUCAUGGCCGAGCUGCAUGCCGCCGCCGGCCUCAGCCCGCGCUCCAAGCGCCUCCUCACGGCGCUCGCCGAGGCUGCUAGCGCCGAGCUCACCCCCACGACGACCACCGCACGCCGCCUCCGUCGCGCCACCUUCUGGGGCAAGGUGCGCGUGGCGGUCCUCGCCGCGACGGUCACCACCGUGGCCGCCAUCGACGUCGCGCUCGCCGCUUACCUCUACGCGCGCCGCGUCAACGACCAGUACCACGUCAUGCCCCCCACCUGA
Molecule: messenger RNA, 678 nt
Organism: Miscanthus lutarioriparius
Lineage: Eukaryota; Viridiplantae; Streptophyta; Magnoliopsida; Poales; Poaceae
Source: the annotation of a GenBank genome assembly